UUCCGGAAUGGAUAUUUGCUCCACCAGGGAGACGGAGGUGGUUAGCAAAAAGCGUUAUGCAUCAGCAUGUUCUCUAGCAUAGCAAAUGGAGUCUCCAUUUCCCCAUAAUCAACGGCUUCAGACUUCGCAGGCUAGGGCAACCACCUGCCGGGUGUCUCAACGAUGCUCUGGAACAUCAAUGUUUCUACGGAUCCAGACUAUGCUCAUCCAUGGCAGGAGACACACGGUCGCUCUUUCCAGGCGAAACCAACUGGGAGCGGACGGUGGCGAAGGCGUUGAGCGACAUCUUCGCCAGUGCAUAGGCCCUAAAUCCCUUCAGGAAGGCGAUCACAAAUCUAUUUUCCUUAGGAGUAGGCCUCCACUUUUCGUCGUUAAAGAUGAGCGAGUUGGGAUAGCUUACCGAGGAAGGCUUCAGGAGUCCCGCAAGUUGUUACGUUGUCCGCACCAAUACGGCAUGCUAUUCAUAAACACUCCUUCGGGGCUAAAUAUGAGAAGAGAGGCGGAAGUGCAGCAGGGAGGCGGAAGGAAGUGUGAUUACCUAAUCCCGAUCUAAUUGUGGCGCUGGCCGAUCUCCGCAUCCGUUCCCAUGACACAACACCACGAUCCUUCAUCCCAUUCGAGCCUCACGCCACAAGCACCCUCAGCAGCCGCUGACGCGGAGCGCAGCACGCAAAGAAACAAACAAAAUGAUGUUACUCGGUGAUGUUUUCGGACGCACGGCUGGGAUCACGAUCCGGAAGGACGUUGGAUCUAAAAAGAAAAGUCAUGGUGAUGUAACUGAGCAGGGACGCACCAUUGUCGCUGAUAGCCAUCUGAUUUCACGUUGACAUGCUAUGUAGACACAUUGGAGGACGGAAGAAAAGCAAUCCAG
Messenger RNA from Trematosphaeria pertusa, 871 nucleotides. RefSeq lists its product as uncharacterized. The coding region runs from base 86 to 553 and encodes 155 amino acids. The record is from RefSeq and is a predicted model, not a curated record. NCBI's taxonomy places the organism in Eukaryota, Fungi, Ascomycota, Dothideomycetes, Pleosporales, Trematosphaeriaceae. The transcript has a single exon.